CUUUCGUCGCCCCAACCCGUCAAUGCUGCGUCUACACCUGCGUCUGUCCAUCUGUCUUCGUCUCUACCCUUUUCCCUUUUGCCUCCCCCAACGUCAAAGAUUGAUUCUACCGAAUCAUCUCGCGGCAGAGGGUAAAAGUCUGUUGCCUCUGUAUCUCUCUCACCAAGUCAUUCUUUUGACCCUCCCUCCGUCCUUCCUUUACCUCAGUCACACACUCCUUGCUUGCUCGACGGUCGAUCCGUCGCAACAACACAGAUACACCCGUUACAUUCCUUGACCGACGUGUUUGCGCUGGGCUUGCCAUCCUUCUCUCACGGCACCACAGCCAGACUCCGUUACCUUUCUACCAAUCCUUUCUUCUCGCGGACUGAGUCCUGCGUUGACCGUUCGAAAUAAAACACUCCUUCACGGACAAACAUUCAAUUCGAAUUCAGAAGUACCGACACCCAAGUCAAAGAACUUCGAGACACAAACAAGGUGAUACAUAGGCAGGCAACCGAGAAACAGAUUUGCCUACUGAAAUAAAUAUUGUGGCUUUCGGAAACAACUUCAGUUAAAAGCCGCUCCUCACAACAUCUUCGUUUCCGUUCGUCAUGUCUGCUACGAUGUCCCUCGCUCGAGCCUUCACCAAGCGCACCAAGCGCAGCGCUGAUCCAAUGACUCCCCAACGAGGCACAAGUGUCAGAUACCCUCAAGGAACCAUCAAUCGGAGUCUCAUCUCCCUGCCUACCGAGUUGAUUUCGACCACCAAUGUACAGGCUUUGACGGCUCCCGACAUUCGAAGUAUCUCGACUUCUUCGGCCGGUUCUGUCUCCUCUGCCAACGACUCGGAUUUCUCUACCAUUGAUCGAAGUUUCCUCAACCGUUCCAGCAAUGACUCUUCCUCCAUCGACAGCAGUGGCCCCGCUACCCCAGUUACACCCGCGACGGAUGAUGUCAAAUCCUUCUUUGACGCGAAGCAAUCUGCUGCCAUCCUCCCUACGGCCGCUACACCGUCUCCCAUCGACGCCCCUGCCAUCCCACAACGUGCUCCGUCCCAUUCCAAAAAGGCACAUGUGGAAUUGUCUCGGAAGAAAUCGAUUCAACGCAUGUCGCCUCCUCCUUCAAGUCUCACCAAGCCAUCCGUCCGAAAUAGCGUCGAGAUCUUCAGUUCCUCUCUCGACCCAGAGCAUCCAUUUGGACGAGAGUUGGCCCAAGUCAAUGAGAUUGCGGAAGAGUUCGGUGCUACUGCCAGACUGUUGGAUGAGGAGGAGCAAGAGAUCAUGAACAAGGGGCUGUGCAAGUUCAACGUGGAAGAUUACCUUGAUGAGAUAGCCGGUCUCUACGGUGGUAUUUUCGAGGACCAACUUGGCUCUCUCGCAAAGCCGUGGAUCUGAACAAGAUCACUGGGAAGUCGAUGGCCUUGACCUCGACUCGACAACUUUCACGACUUUACGACUCCUAGCUGGUGUCCGGGGACAAGCUGGCUUCCCUUGACUGACUGGUUUGCCGACAAUGGUGUUUUCUCAAUGGGAAAUGUCGAGGACUCCUCUUUAACUCGACCGCACCCUUCUGUGGACAAGAUGUGGCGGAUUUUUUCCUUUCACAACACUAUUCUUGUGCUGGUAUGAAUAUGUUUUGUUCAGCAAUCGACAUACUGAAUGUGGUCGCUGGGAUGCGCCGAAUCUUCGUGGUGGCGCUGUCAUUGAUCUCUGGAGUCUGUGACUUCCAUGGAGGGUGGCAGCGUCAAUGCAAAUGUUAUCUUGCUCCGCGGAGAGGGAUGAGGAUUUGAGCGCUGAUGUCGAGGCAAGACGAUUUCGAGCUGACUUGUGCACAACUUGAAGAUGGUGUCGAAAUGGAGCGGAAAUGGGUUCUUUUCUAUUCAGAUUUCGAGCCAGUCCAGCAACAAUAAAACUAAGGCGGAUGCCUGUGUCUUGCAGAAACAGCGAAUCGCAAUUACAUUAGCUACCAGUGAUUUGUCAUGCGACUUAUCGUGGCCUUAUAGUCCGUAUAUCAUGACCUGUGUAUCAGCGUACCACUAUUGUGUAGUGCCGCCAGCCAUUUGCAUUCUCCUCUUACAAUUCGU
Molecule: messenger RNA, 2065 nt
Organism: Exophiala dermatitidis NIH/UT8656
Lineage: Eukaryota; Fungi; Ascomycota; Eurotiomycetes; Chaetothyriales; Herpotrichiellaceae
Exons: 1
Coding region: 594-1376 (260 amino acids)
Source: RefSeq, a predicted model, not a curated record